AUGCUUACCAGCAACAGAAAAGUCACCGGUAAGGAUGACAUCACCAAUUUAGAUAUCCAAGCUGCGGGAGAUGUCGAUUCGUUGAAACAUGGUGAAGUCGCAGUGAGUAAUUGGGGGUCCGAGACGAAAAGAGAAUUCAAAUCAAGACAUCUUAGUAUGCUUGCUGUGGGAGGGACCAUAGGUACUGGACUUUUUCUCAUCUCUGGAGCUACCAUAUCGACGGCUGGACCUGUUGGGGCUGUGAUUUCGUUUAUCAUAUCUGGUAUAUUUGUAUAUUUGGUUGUGGCUACCAUUGGUGAAAUCGCGACCAUAUUUCCAGUUUCUGGAUCAUUCGCAGCAUUCGGCGACAGAUUUUUUGACCCGGCUCUCAGCUUUGCCCAAGGAUGGUCUUAUUGGUUUCUUUGGGUUCUUACUUUACCGGCAGAACUAUCUUCAGCAGGUAUCAUCAUAAGCUAUUGGCUACCAGACAUUGGGACUUGGGUGUGGGCCUUAGUAUUUCUUGUUGUGAUCGUUGUCAUAAAUCUCUUUGGAGUUAGAUGGUUUGGAGAAGCGGAGUUCUUCUUUAGUUUCCUGAAAGUCUUCGUUGUUAUCAUCUUUAUCAUUGUCGGUUUGGUCCUUAAUGGCGGUGGAAUACCAGGCCACAAAGCUAAAGGAUUCGAUUACUGGAAAUCCUCAACAGAAGGAGCUCCUUUCGCUGCAGGAUGGCCCGGUGUUUUGUCUGCUUUGUGUACGGCUUUUUUGAGUUACGGAGGCACAGAGUUAGUUGGUUUGACUGCUGGUGAAGCCAAGAACCCACGUAGAGAUGUCCCAAGAGCUAUCAAGGGAACGAUUGGGCGGAUUUUGCUUUGCUAUGUUGGAUCUAUCUUUGUCAUUAGUAUCAACAUCAAAUCUACUGACCCCUCACUCCUCACUACAUCCGCUACAGAAAUUGCAGCUUCCCCUUUCACACUUGUUUUUGAAGACGCAGGUAUUGCUGCCGCUGCUAGUAUCAUGAAUGCUGCUAUUCUUAUCGCAGUGGUCAGUGCCGGUAAUACCAGUGUCUAUGCUAGCUCCCGUAUACUUUUUGCUCUCGCAAAGAAUGGACAAGCACCAAAAUUUUUCGCUACUACAUGGAAAGGUAAUGGAGUUCCGUUGCCGGCUAUGUGCAUCAGUGUCUUGAUAGGCUUCGUUGCAUUCUUUGGCGCAAUAUUUGGACAGGGAGUUGUAUUCACUUGGCUUUAUAAUUUGAUCGCAAUUUGUAAUCUUUUAAUCUACAUGUCGCAAUGUCUCGUGCACAUUCGAUUUCGUCUCGGCUGGGUCCAUCAAGGAAACAGCUUGUCUGAUCUUCCGUUCAAAGCGGGGAUCUUUCCGUAUACAUCCAUAUUUGCUUUUUUCAUGGGUUGUCUGAUUGUCGCCGGAGAAGGUUAUGUAGCUGUAACUACAAGACCAUUUGCUUGGGCCAACAUUGUCGCUACUUAUAUCGGGAUUCCUGUCUUUUUCAUUUUGUAUGGAAUUUGGAAAGUGUUCAAGAAGACAAAAUUAGUCCCAUACUCAGACAUGGAUUUUGAGACGGGAAGAUCACAGCCACCGAGUGAUGAGAAGAUUGCAGCUCUUAAUGAGUUGGAGAGAACGGAUGUAAAGACUUGGAAGGAGUUGGAUGCUCGGGGACGAGCUUUGAAGGUUGGCAGGGCUGUUCAUAGGGUUGUUUUUUGA
Messenger RNA from Botrytis byssoidea, 1692 nucleotides. RefSeq lists its product as uncharacterized. Gene Ontology annotation, cellular component: membrane. Lineage: Eukaryota; Fungi; Ascomycota; Leotiomycetes; Helotiales; Sclerotiniaceae. Gene Ontology annotation, biological process: amino acid transmembrane transport. Bases 1 to 1692 code for a protein of 563 amino acids. Gene Ontology annotation, molecular function: amino acid transmembrane transporter activity. The record is from RefSeq and is a predicted model, not a curated record. The transcript is spliced from 7 exons.